This is a messenger RNA of Tilletiaria anomala UBC 951, 612 nucleotides long. RefSeq lists its product as uncharacterized. The transcript is spliced from 2 exons. NCBI's taxonomy places the organism in Eukaryota, Fungi, Basidiomycota, Exobasidiomycetes, Georgefischeriales, Tilletiariaceae. Bases 190 to 570 code for a protein of 126 amino acids. The record is from RefSeq and is a predicted model, not a curated record.
CAAGCACAAGCACAAGCACAAGCACAAGCACAAGCACAAGCACAAGCACAAGCACAAGCACAAGCACAAGCACAAGCACAAGCACAAGCCCAAGCACAAGCACAAGCACAAGCCCAAGCCCAAGCCAAGGCGCAAGCACAGGCUCAAGCGCAGGCGCAGGCUCGAGUUCAAUUGCAGGCCCAGCAACAAAUGCGCAAUAUGCAAGCCCAGCCCCAGGCGCGACCGCCUCAAACGUCAGGCGUUCCCUUGACCAACGCAGCAGCCAACGCCGCGAUCAUGAACGCCGUCGCUGCUGCAGCGCGUAGUCAGCAACGACCUGGAAAUACCAUCACACGACCGAUCAGUGGCAGUGACGCUGCCAGUAUACUGGCACUGCAGCAGCAGCUCUCGCAAACGUUAGCCAGCUCGAAUCUUACUCAAGAGCAAAUUGCUCAGCUGGCGCUGCAGCUUUUCAGACAAACUCCUCAGCAGCAACAGCAACAACAACAACAACAGCAGCAGCAGCAACAGCAACAGCAACAACAGCAACAUCAGCAGCAACAAGGUAGUCAGCAAGGUUCACACCAGUAGCAGCGAUGCAUUUCGAUCUGCGGAUGUGGCGUAAUACAAUUU